Dermacentor silvarum is the source of this 1068-nucleotide messenger RNA. RefSeq names its product glycerophosphodiester phosphodiesterase 1. The transcript has a single exon. Bases 1 to 1068 code for a protein of 355 amino acids. Lineage: Eukaryota; Metazoa; Arthropoda; Arachnida; Ixodida; Ixodidae. Gene Ontology annotation, molecular function: phosphoric diester hydrolase activity. The record is from RefSeq and is a predicted model, not a curated record. Gene Ontology annotation, biological process: lipid metabolic process.
AUGGCUUGGCUAUACGUGACCUUAAUCUUAGCAGCCGUCGCCUGUUACGUCAGCCGAUUGUAUUCUCUGCCCCCCGUUGAUGACGACGUCGCCGUGGAGGCCAUCUUCGGGAAAGGCGACAGCGGCGACACCUCGCGACGGCCACCCGUGUUCGCGCGCGGCGGCGCUGGACGCCACGCGCCGGAAAACACCUUGGCCGCCAUACAAGUGGCGGCCGAGAGAAUAGCGGAGGGUAUCGUGGUGGACCUGUCCUUCACGCGCGACGACGCAGGUGUCCUCUUCCAUGGCGAAAUCCUCGAGCGCACGACCAACGGCGAGGGCUUACUGGCGGACACGUCUUUCGAAGACCUGCGGCGACUGGACGCCGGCAGCAAGCACCCGCUGUCCAAGAACUGCCUCUGCGUUCGCGUUCCCACUCUCGAAGAAGGCGUCAACCAGUGCCUUCGUCUCGGACUGCGGUUCAUCGUGCGCGUGAAGCGGUACGAUUACCGCGCCGUGGCGCUGCUCGACGCGUUGUUCCGCCAGCGACCCAAACUGUACCGUAGAGGGCUCGUCUCGUCCUCCGACCCGUGGUUCAUUUACGCCCUCCGGUACCGCAAUCCAGACAUCGUGACGGCGCUGAUCUGGCGCCCCAGGUUGCUGGCAUACGAGGACGCGGAGGAGCGGCGUCCGCGUUUCGACACCCGCAAGGAGCAUCUUAUAGCGAAAGUCGGCGACUGGUUCCUCGAGCAGGCGCUUAACACCGGCCUGCUCCAUUACGUGACAGGUGCCUCGGCAUUACUGGCGGACCCAAACACGCUGAAUGCCGAAAGCGUGCGCACGUGGCGUGAUCGGGGUGUGCACGUCAUAGCGUGGACGCCGAACGACCGAGUAGAGAAGAAAUAUUUUCUGCAGGUUCUCCACGUACCCAUCAUAACGGACACACUGAGCCUAAAGGUCCGGCCAGGCGGAACACGGCGUACGCACCUCGCUGUGUGUCCGCAUCAGUGCUCUGGAGAAAGAUCUGAAGAAAGAUCUUCGGCGCUCUGGAGAAAGAUCAUCCGAAAGCCGAAUCACUGCGGAAAAUAA